ACCAAAGGAGAAAUAAUCAGUUCCGUUCUCUCCUCUUCGUUUUGUUCAAAUCACAACCAUGACGAUCUUGACGAGGAUGGUGAAGGUGGCCGCCCGCAACGGCCGCGAAAAGUUGGAAUCCAUCAUCGACGGCUUUGGCGGCCGCUGGCGGAGCGCUUCCCGAUGCAAGCGGGUCGUGAGGCGAUUGCAAAACCGUCUCGCCAAAUCGAAGGACUCGAGGAUUGGAAUGGUGAAACGCCUUCGCCCCGAGGUAGCCACAUUCGUACAAAACAAGGAGAGUGAUUUGGCUCUGUUAACCGCGGAACAGAUUGUGGAGGACGAGAACACGAUCCAACUCUACGAGUUGCUGCACGAGUUAUGCCAGAACAUCGUCAACAACCUCCCGUACAUCCGCCUCCGCCACAAGGACUGCCCCAACGAGGUCAGCAGAGCCAUCUCCGCGCUGUCGUUCGCCGCCUCGAGCUGCCCCGAUCUCCCGGAGCUUCAAACCAUUCGACAGCUUUUCAUCGAGCGUUAUGGCGACGACUUGUUCGACAAGGCAUCGUCCCUGCACGAGGGUAAUUCGCAUAACCGUUUCUUUAACUUGGGAGUGGAGGAGAGGCUCGCGUUGAGGCGUACCGUCUCGGACGAUAUGAAGGUCAGAAAGGUUAGCGAGAUAAUCGGGGUGGACUGCAGCUCGAUGAGGAAAAGCAGAAAGGGUUCGAGUAGUGGUAAAAGUAGUAUUGCGGUGGAUGUUUCUUGCGGGAGAAGUUACCGUUACCAUCAGGACGACGACGAGGAUGGUAGUUGUGGUGGGAGUAGCAUUGAAAAGGUUUGGAAGUCGCUGGAGAGGAUGAACGUGGGAAUAAAGAAGUCGUCGGCGAUUCUGAAAGCGAGCUCGAUGCCGCAGCUAGGGGGUUGGUGCCGGUCGGACAAGGAUCUGGAGACGAAGGCGACGUCGAUGAAGCGGAUAGCUUCGCUUCCCAGCAUGUUGCCGAGCCACGUUCAUCCUAAGCUGCCAGAUUGCGAUGAUUUGGAGGAGAAGUUCAGAGCUCUCAAGAUGGAGUAUAUGAAAGUGAAACGCAGCGUUGCGGAGCCAAUCUUGUUACAUUGACUAACUAAGCGUUGCUAGCUGUGAUUGCAAUUCUUUGUCAUUCGUUUGUUACGGUGCUAACCUUUAAAGUUAAAUCCCUGAGCCGGAAAAACAACUCAACCCUUGGUCACGAUUCUUUUUUUUUUUUUUACUUUGUUAAAUAAGGAAGCAGUUAUACAUGUAUGAAUUUGGGUGACUUUCUCUAUAAUCAAAAGUUCAAAACUAGUUUAUAAGUUCUUGAUCCAUUAUGAGGGUUGUGCCCUUCACUAAAACCCCCUUUUAGUGCCUCCGGGCAGGGGUGUUCAAAUGAUUACCGUGGUAAUAACCAAACCAAUUUAGUCUAAAUUUCAUUAAUCAUGGAAUAAAAUGUCUUAACCAAA
Linum trigynum is the source of this 1452-nucleotide messenger RNA. The record is from the annotation of a GenBank genome assembly. Lineage: Eukaryota; Viridiplantae; Streptophyta; Magnoliopsida; Malpighiales; Linaceae.